AUGGAAGCUUAUGUGGCAAGCAGCAGCAGCAGAAGAAGAAGAGCAGCUCAGCUGAUGGCGUGGUGGGUCAUCUUGAUCCUUGCUCAGUUUACUCUGUCGUCAGCUCACUUCCAUAACUUUGACAGUCCUCCCAGAAAAGUCGUCUUCUUCCAGAAAACGGCGCCGUCUCAUGAAGCGCCAAGAGCCCUAGAAGAUCAAGAUAGGGUUUACGAAGGCGACAAGAGAUUAGUUCACACUGGUCCUAAUCCUCUUCACAACUGA
This is a messenger RNA of Tarenaya hassleriana, 261 nucleotides long. Its product is annotated as CLAVATA3/ESR (CLE)-related protein 16. The coding region runs from base 1 to 261 and encodes 86 amino acids. Lineage: Eukaryota; Viridiplantae; Streptophyta; Magnoliopsida; Brassicales; Cleomaceae. Gene Ontology annotation, biological process: system development. The record is from RefSeq and is a predicted model, not a curated record. The transcript has a single exon.